Molecule: messenger RNA, 717 nt
Organism: Caenorhabditis elegans
Lineage: Eukaryota; Metazoa; Nematoda; Chromadorea; Rhabditida; Rhabditidae
Gene: unc-60
Product: Actin-depolymerizing factor 2, isoform c
Exons: 5
Coding region: 54-512 (152 amino acids)
Source: RefSeq, marked reviewed
GAAACUCAACUUGAUUCUAUUUCCCCACCACAAACCAACAACAACAUCUCAAAAUGGCUUCCGGAGUCAAAGUUGAUCCAUCCUGCAAGAACGCCUACGAUCUUCUCCACAACAAGCAUCAGCACAGCUACAUCAUCUUCAAGAUUGACAAAAAUGACACCGCCAUCGUCGUCGAGAAGGUCGGAGAGAAGAAUGCUCCGUACGCCGAGUUCGUUGAGGAGAUGAAGAAGCUUGUUGAGGACGGAAAGGAGUGCAGAUAUGCUGCCGUCGACGUCGAGGUUACUGUCCAAAGACAGGGAGCCGAGGGAACCAGCACACUCAAUAAGGUCAUCUUCGUUCAAUACUGCCCAGACAACGCCCCAGUCCGCAGACGUAUGCUCUACGCCUCCUCGGUCCGUGCUCUCAAGGCGUCCCUCGGACUCGAGUCCCUCUUCCAAGUACAGGCCUCCGAGAUGUCGGACCUCGACGAGAAGAGCGUGAAGAGCGACCUGAUGUCCAACCAAAGAAUCUAAGCCUGUCCAAUUGAAUCCCAAUCACAAAUUACAAUUUCUUUCUGGUACUACUAGUCUCUCGGACCAUCCAAGCCCGUCAAAAAUGUGCCUUUAACUUUUUUUUUCUUGUUAAAUUAUGACUUUUCUUGUCUGUAAUUCUGAUUUCCCAUUUUCUCUGGAAUUUUUAAAAAAAUAUUUUUCUUUUAAUAAAUAAAUCCGUUCCUUC